This is a messenger RNA of Diabrotica virgifera virgifera (western corn rootworm), 1327 nucleotides long. RefSeq lists its product as uncharacterized. The record is from RefSeq and is a predicted model, not a curated record. The transcript has 2 exons. Bases 79 to 858 code for a protein of 259 amino acids. Lineage: Eukaryota; Metazoa; Arthropoda; Insecta; Coleoptera; Chrysomelidae.
UGCAAUCAACCAUAAGAAAUUAAUCUGCGUACAUUUUGUUAGUUGAUUCGUAUAAACAGUAACAGUGAUUUAUUUAAAAUGUCUACAAUCGAAAUAGAGUUACUCAAUCUUUCAAAAAGUGAUCUAGUUUCCAUAAUAAUAAACAAAAAAGUGUCUGACAAUAUCAAAAUUAGUAACGAACUUGCAGAUUUUCUAGCGAAUAAAAGUGGAUCUAUUGAAAUGACUACACAAACUCCUUGUGAAGACAUUCGUUUCCUUCUACUAAACUGUGAAUUGACUGUGGCUAAAUGUGAAAUUAAAGCUAACAAACGAGUGAUGGCAGAAAUGGAAAAAUCGUCAAAACAUCAAGACCAUAUCGCAAAGUUACUUACAGGUAAUAUACAAACGUUAAAAGAAGAAGCAUUAAAGGCUCGUAAUGAAGCUGCAUCACGGAAGACCUACAGUACAACAAACAACAUUACAGAUGCAAUGCAGUACAACAACAUCAGCAGUGGAGCUAGCGAAGAUGUCAGGAAAGUAGCAUUAUUAGGAGAUGGUACCGAUCAAUCCGGUGCUACUAGUGCUCAACCAGAAGCUGCAGCUGCGAAGCCAAAGAAAGGUGGAUUUCUUUCGAAACUAACUUCAAAAUUGCCCUUAGGAAAACUGCCAUUACCAGCAGGAGGCUUACCUGCUGGCCUUCCAACUGGAGGUCUCCCUGCCGGAGGUGUUCCUGCUGGAGGUCUCCCUGCAGGAGGUCUUCCUGCAGGAGGUCUUCCUGCUGGAAGCCUUCCCACUGGGGGCUUACCUGCUGGACUGCCUGCUGAAAACUUACCUUCCGAAAGUUUACCUACUCCUCCAGCUACUGUUCCAAAGGUGUAGAUGGCUCGUGUGAAGUAAAAACUGUGUUUUCGAAGUUUAGUGUAAACUCAAGCGAUGCAAAAAAGUUUUUGGGUAAUUUUAUCCUAUUUUAUGUGUCUAUAAGUGAAUUUCUAAAUAUAUGAUUGUUGUCUAUACUGUUAAAAAAUCUUGUGCACCAUUUGACUAUAAUAUUGAUUGUUAACAUAACAGCUUUUAUGUGUAUCAAGUUUUGUAAGUAAUAACAGAUUAAUCAUAAUAAACGAGCAUAUAGAUUUUUGAGUAUUUUAACUUCAAUUUUGUUUUGUGUUUAAAUCAUAACUUCAUCUUCCUAUUCGCGAUUGAAAACAAAGUAUCUUGCCUCUGGUGGAAUAAAUUUAAACCACAUAAGUGGUAUAACCAAACCAGAAAAUUGUCGAUGUGAAUGGAAUUUGGUUACUAUUAUGAAUUUUUUAGUAAAUUUCAGCAUUAUGAGUACAUUAAAAUAUUUUAA